Molecule: messenger RNA, 411 nt
Organism: Clunio marinus
Lineage: Eukaryota; Metazoa; Arthropoda; Insecta; Diptera; Chironomidae
Source: the annotation of a GenBank genome assembly
AUGCAAAAUUCUUGGUUCAUUGAAGAAGUUCUCACCAUUCACAACUUUGCAUCGUCCUUAAGGUUUAUCGCUUUCUUUUCAGUUGUUUUACUGAUAGGCAAAAUCAUAAUGAAGAUAACUAAUCAGUUUUGGGGAAUAUUUAAGCUCUUGUCACAUCGUCCUAUCAAAAAAGAGAAAAAGAAAACCCAGACCCAAGCAGUUUUAAUUCAAUCAUCAGAAACUCAACACAUUUCAUUCGACCGCAGCAUUCUGAAGCGAUUGAGGAAAGCUUCCAAGCAACUUGUCAAGCAAUUUCCAAAAAAAACACACAAAUUGGUUGAAAGUAUGUUAAGAAAAGCAAAAUGUUUACCGUCGGAGUAUCAUCGCACCUUCUUCAACCUGCUGCCUCAUACCAUAGCAGAAUUAAAUUAG